Molecule: messenger RNA, 202 nt
Organism: Candidula unifasciata
Lineage: Eukaryota; Metazoa; Mollusca; Gastropoda; Stylommatophora; Geomitridae
Source: the annotation of a GenBank genome assembly
UUCGAAAGCAGUGGUCUGUCCACGAAGACGGAGCUUUGGCUUACCAGAUCCAAAAUCAAGAAAUAACACAGCAUUAUGGACUGAAUCGCUUCAACCGACGGACUGUCCGUGAAGACAUUCCUAUUGCUAAGAUUGUCCAGUCAGAAGAGGAGCUUCGUCAGCAGGAAGAGAGAAUGAGGGAACUUGAAGCACUUAAAGCUCA